Molecule: messenger RNA, 2353 nt
Organism: Doryrhamphus excisus (bluestripe pipefish)
Lineage: Eukaryota; Metazoa; Chordata; Actinopteri; Syngnathiformes; Syngnathidae
Gene: slc29a3
Product: solute carrier family 29 member 3
Biological process (GO): nucleoside transmembrane transport
Cellular component (GO): Golgi apparatus; plasma membrane
Molecular function (GO): nucleoside transmembrane transporter activity
Source: RefSeq, a predicted model, not a curated record
GAAAUAACACACCGGAAAUGGAAUAUGUUGCUAGACAAUAGCAUGAUUUGGUUCUAGUGUCUCGUGUUUAUCGCCACCCUUGUGCAGAAAAUGCAUGAAGACAGAAGGAUAGUUGUGUCUCUGUGACAGGACAACACAUAAGGAACAGCAGAAAACUUAGCAACAUAAGCUUUAUUCAUCACACUUGGUACAAGUUGAAGAAACCUCCCCAAGACCAUGGUCCUAAUACUGCUAUUGGUUUUUCUGCACCAGCAACUAAAAAUUUCCAUGUGACAAUUUCUGUCCUUUUUGGCCCGUCUGCGUGAGCGUGCUACGUGUACAAAUGGAUGGACCAAGGAGCCUCAACGCCGCCUAUAUACCAGUCCCCCUUGACAGCCACACUUCAUCAGAGGAUGAAGACAGCGAUGAUCAGACCCUGGCCAUACGCUACUCUCCAGAUGACCGCUACUGUUUGGUGUAUAUCAUCUUCUUCCUCAUGGGCAUUGGCUCUCUGCUGCCAUGGAACUUCUUCAUCACGGCUAAAAGCUACUGGCUUUAUAAAAUGAGUAACAGCACCGAGGAGCAACGAUCUGACCUCAGCGACUACUUUGAAAGCUACCUGACGUUUGCCUCCACAGUGCCCUCGGUGCUGUGUUUGAUUCUCAACUACAUCUUCAUUAACAGAGUCUCCCCAAAUGUGCGCAUCCUGUCUUCUCUCUUUGUCAUCCUGUUGGUGUUUGUGGUGACCACGGUGCUGGUGAAGGUGGACGUGUCCCACUGCAAGGUGGAGUUCUUUGCGGGCACGCUUGCCAGUGUGGCCAUCGUCAGUGGAGCUUCCAACGUCUUCUGUGGCAGCGUGUUUGGUAUCAGCGGUUACUUCCCCAUGAGGAUCUCUCAAGCCAUCAUAGCAGGUCAGGCCAUGGGAGGAACUCUGAGUGCUGUAGCAUCAGUAGUGGACCUUGCACUGGCAGAGGACGUGACAGACAGCGCUCUGGCCUACUUCUUGACUGCAGACAUCUUCAUUCUACUCUGCAUCUUUGCAUACCUGCUUCUGCCUAAGCUGGCCUUUUCAAGACACUACAUGAUGGUCGCCCCAUUCACCAUCCCAGGAGAAGAUGGCGAAGGAGCAGCAUCCUUUCACAUCCCACCAUUGAAGCUAAUCCUCAGGAAGACGUGGGUUCUCGGUCUGAGCGUCUUCUAUGUGUUUUGCGUGACCAUCAUGGUGUUUCCUGCGGUGUCGUCCGGCAUCCAGUCCGUCCACAAGGACAGCGGAAGCCCAUGGACCACCACCUACUUUGUCCCCCUCACCGGUUUCCUCCUGUACAACGUAGCGGACUUCUGCGGCAGGCAGGCCACGGCCUGGCUGCAAGUCCCAGGCCCCACCAGUCUAGUUCUACCUGCACUAGUGCUUAGCAGAUCCGCUUUGGUGCCACUCAUCAUCUUCUGUAACUACCAACCCAGAGACCACCUCCACACUGUUCUGUUCCAUCAUGAUGUCUACCCCAUGGUCUUUAACUGCCUGCUAGGUCUCUCCAAUGGCUACUUGGGUACUCUACCAAUGAUCUAUGGACCAAAGGUGGUUCCACGAGAGCAGGCAGAGGCCACAGGAGUGGUCAUGUCCUUCUUCCUCACUCUUGGACUCGCAGUUGGAUCUGCUCUAUCGCUUGUUCUUGUGCACGCUAUCUAAUUCUAUUAUUUUACCACACAAAGGAAAAUUCCAUCUUACAUAUUUUCAUACUCAUUUUAACAAGUGUUGAUUUGUUCCAAAGAGCCUUCUGCAAACCAAACCUUCAGACCUCAUAUUAUAAUCAUUAUAUUGGCCUGAAAAUACACAUACAGUAUAUCUACUUUGUAUUUAUUUUACACAUGUCUAUGCAAAUACACUGUUUACAUUCUUUUUUAAAAAAAAACAUAUUGUUCAUCAUCACUGUUUUUGGUACUUCAACAGUAACUGCAAUAUUUUUUUGUCGUCAAAGGGAAGCAUAGAACCAUUUGGGGGGAAAAUGAUUAGGUGUAAUUACGAUAUUGACCAGUUGAGGGCGGUACAGGGCAAGAAUUGCCCCUUUUGAGACUUCACUUUUUAAUGGAAAGACUUCCAUUAAAUUGAAAUCCACUACUUUAACAGCAGUCAGUCAUGAAAUUGUACAGUCAGAUUUUUUUUUACUUCUAUACAAGAGAUACAAUUUCAAAUAUGUCUAUAAUUAUAUAACACUGUGUUUUUUGUAUAUAUUAAAAUGCUGUACUUGAAAGUGAAAGACAUGGUACAAUUGUGUUGAAGUAUUUGGCGCUGAAUGACUUCAUUCAAUAUAACAAAUAAAAAUGUGAAAUGUGGUGCUUCUUCAGCUGCCAAUUGCAGAUUUAUUUAAUAAACUAC